Magallana angulata is the source of this 3755-nucleotide messenger RNA. RefSeq names its product substance-P receptor-like. Gene Ontology annotation, molecular function: neuropeptide receptor activity. The record is from RefSeq and is a predicted model, not a curated record. Lineage: Eukaryota; Metazoa; Mollusca; Bivalvia; Ostreida; Ostreidae. Gene Ontology annotation, biological process: neuropeptide signaling pathway. The coding region runs from base 209 to 1372 and encodes 387 amino acids. The transcript has 3 exons. Gene Ontology annotation, cellular component: membrane.
UACCUACUUAAUUUACGCUGGUUAGAUUGUAAGUAAUCCGAUUUGAAACUACCGAACACUAACCCAUUCAUGGUAUUCAUUCUGUUCUAAAAAUAUCGAUCGGGUUUCCACCCAGUAGGUCUUUAAAAAGGUCUGCAACCGGCAGAUCUAGACUCAGAAGUCACAGUCAGCAUCUACUGGUGUCAGCUCACUGCUAACUCUGUACACCAUGGGCUUGACUUUGGACGCAGGCAUUUUUCUCGUCUGUAUGGUGCUUAUUCUGAUUUUUGCGGUGGUCAGUAAUUUUAUUGUUAUUUUCAUCGUCAUCAGAAACAAGAAGAUGAGAAGCGUCACAAACGUCUUUAUUGGAAACCUGGCCUUUAGCGAUAUUUUCUUAGGAGCUGUUGUUCUACCGAUGAGGCUUCAUGAUCUGUCGCAUGCAGAAAAUUUUCACGAAGGUGAAUUCAUGUGUCGAGUGAUCAAUGGAUUUCCAAUACUGUGCAUCACCUCGUCCAUCUUCACCUUAGGCGCUGUGUCCUUCGAACGGAAACAGAGCAUCGUACACAGCCUUGGACCCCAGAUGACGCUGGGCACCUGCCGGAAGUUAGUGAUCGCCAUGUGGGUGGGGGCAUUUCUAGUGGCCACGCCGUCCUUCGUAGAAUAUGACGUCAUUACUAUUCCCCUAUCCCACAACGAAACCAUGGAGUCAUGUCGUAGCACCUUCUCCUCAACGCUCUCCAUCUUCAACGGCUUAUGCGUUCUUUUGCUCUCCUACGUCAUUCCAUUGAUCAUAAUGUGGUACAAUUAUUUCUUGAUAAUUAAGUUUGUAAUGAGGAAGACUUCGACUGCACAGAAGUCGACGGCCAUUAAAUCGUCACAAAAUAAAAGCCAGACGCAAAAAGAGGCCAAUCAGGAAAUGUCUGCGAGAAAUUUAUCAAAUGGAAACCUUACAACGAUAUCCACUACAGAAUCAAAAGCAUCGACGUCGAAGUUGGAAGCAAAUCAAAGAACGGAGCAAAAUCACAAACUUAACAAGAGCGUUCUCUCCGAAAAACGCAUGAAAAUCAUUCAGAUGUUGAUUGUUGUUGCCGUAUUAUUCGCUAUCAGCUGGUUGCCUUACUUCAUCUCCUUGGUUGUCGCUAAAAUCAACGGAUCAGACGACAGUGAAGACGCCAAGGGAGCAUUCAAUCUUAUCAUGCUAUUUUUAGCUACGUUCAGUACCGGAUAUAAUGUCAUCGUUUACGUUAUCUUUAAUCCAAACUUCAGGAAAGCCAUACUGUACAUCAUUUGUUUCCGGAAAUUCAGAAAAAAUAAAGUCUGGGUGGAUUCUGAGUACCGUAGUAAAAAUAAAAUGCCAGUUUCAAGCGCUGGUCAAACUACAGACAAUCAUUAAACAAACAGAAAUUGUUUUCUUGUUGUGGCUAAAAUCAGCACAAAAAAUCUUAGAAUGUAAUGUUGACAAUGAUUCCUUUCAUCGUCUUUAGAAAACGGACAGUGUUGUGUUCAAUGACAAUGUUGUGUUCAAACUGUCCUUGUCCGUCGUACUAUUGUAUACAAGUAAAAUGCAAAUAGAUGAGGACUCUAACGAAUUACGAAUCAACGAGUUUGAUUGUAUCAUUGUUAUUUGUUAAGGACCUGAUUUACACUUAUCUUAUUUUUUAACUAUCUUUACUUUUAUUGAAAUUCAAGACAAGUAGUUGAUUUUAGUAAAGUUAAGUAAGACAAAUAGGCUGGGUGGUUAUCCAUCCAUCAGAUCUUUAUAUAUGUGAUAUUUAAGCUGUAAACUAUUUUUUAACAAAGAACAUUUUCAUAUAUUAAUUUUUAGCUCUAAAAUCUGAACGUUUUCGGACAUCUUUUUACAGAGCUCUUCUUCUUUAGGAGACUAAUAUUGUCCAUGCAAAAAAAGGUAUCUAUUUAGCCCUCUUAAAACCUAAAUUUUUGAAAUGUUAUGAAAUUGUUUUCUUGUUAUUAUCUUUGUUAACCUAAAUUUUUGAAAUGUUAUGAAAUUGUUUUCUUGUUAUUAUCUUUGUUAAUGUUUUUACGACAGCCCCGGUAGUUUGUAUCCUAUUUCUUCUUGAUAAAAUUACCUUCCCUAGGUGAACGAUGUUUUAUGCAGUAUUGUUUUACUAUUGGUAUUGCUGAAAUCAAUGACGAAUUAAAUCUAAUAAAAGUGUUAUGUAUUCGAAUGAAAGAACGAACGAUUUAACAGUAUUCGUUAAAUCUGUUUGUACAGUGAAUACACUUAUUAAAUGAAUGUAUGAUAAAUAAAAGAUUUUUUUGGUCAUUUUCUUUAGGAAAAAGAUAAUGGUGAAGAAUGGUUAAGUAUCGUAUCUCUUUUUCUAUACAGUGUCCUUGAUAGUGCAGCUGAACUCCUUUUAAACAUCGGACAAGUUCUACUGUAUGUAUCGUACAGGUGGAGGACUUCUGUUGAAAAUCGAAUACACAGUUCAAAAGUUGCUGAUGUUUAAUUGAUAUAGUGGGCUAUUGGAUUGCUAGUUAAGUCAUAAAUUUUCUCAUUUUCAACAAUCGUUUGUUGUGGUAAAAUACGGGGUUUCCUUUGGAAUUUCGUUAAAACUUUUACACUCCGGGUCAAACAGAUAAACAUGGACUACAGAAAAUCAAUUUUUUACCAUGACAUUAAAUUUGAUUUCUUGAUUGAUGGUUACAACAGUCGAAAUGAUAACAAUAAUCUACAAGUAUGAUUUCUGGGUAAAUAGAUAAAUACAUGAAUAUUUUAUGUAUUGUCAAGUAUUAAGUUUAUGAUUAAAAUUAUCUCGGGUUUCAAAGUAACAAAAAGUACACUUGGGGUCUGAUAUCUGCUGUUCAUGAUUCACAUUACUUUCCAUUUAUUCGCUUUCAUAUUUUAAAUAAAAAUUAAUAAAUGAUAAAGGGGUUAUAUUACACAUGAAAAUCUUUGUCCGAGACCUGUGUAUAUCAUAUGAAAUUUCGCUUUUUUUCCAUUAGUUACAUGAGAUCAAGAAUAUAUAAUUAUCUAAUCACAUUGUUUAUGAAACUGGUUUUAUACAAAUAGGCAAGGAAAAGGGGUGAUUCUUCCUCCAUAGAAGAAUUUGCCAGUACAUGUGUAUUUAGAGCAUGUAGCUUAUAUAAGUUGAAAUGAAGUAUCACAAAUGAAAAGAUUGCAUUGUACACGAGACUUCUAAUUUGGACACGUAGUGAUUGGCGCGGAAUAUUCCUCAGGGACUAGCCCUACCAUCAUGCCAAUUUCGUACCAUGAUCAAUUAGCGUGAUUUAACUCUGAAGUCGCUACGCCAGGUAUUCAUAAAAGUUGAAGUAGGAAUCAUUGAACUCCAGGGUUUUAGUCCUGAAAAAUAAAAACAACAAUUGAGAACCUUCUGCGAAGCAAAUAGUUCUGAUUAUUUGAUUAGGCAAAGUAGAAAAAGCUACCCUGUGUCGUAACAAUGCAGAUAUAUUAAACAUUUGGUAACACGUGAAAACUGAUAAAACUUGUUUGCAAAUGCUUUUAUAUAGACGUUUAACAUUCAUUUGUGUUUUGAAAAGAUAGAGGUAUUUCGUAUACCUGGUUUUAAUCUAAUAUUUGUGUACAGAAUGCACUUAAAUGUUGAUCAUUAUAAAUUACCUUUGUAAAACAAAAAGAUAUAUGUACAUUUUCUAAAUGCAAACAUAUACAAUUCCUAUACAAAUAUAUGUUUUCUGGUUAAGCAGUUCCUAGUCUGUUAUAGGUUUUCGUUUCCAUUUUUUUUAUUGUUGAUUUCAAUAAUAAAUACACAUACCUGUCAGUGAGAAACAAUUGAAAU